Molecule: messenger RNA, 1563 nt
Organism: Syzygium oleosum
Lineage: Eukaryota; Viridiplantae; Streptophyta; Magnoliopsida; Myrtales; Myrtaceae
Product: monooxygenase 2-like
Exons: 6
Coding region: 65-1285 (406 amino acids)
Molecular function (GO): FAD binding
Source: RefSeq, a predicted model, not a curated record
GAGAGAGAGAGCGAGAGAGAGAGAGGAGAUAGAGAGAGAGAGAGAGACAUCAAGCUGUUGAUUUAUGGAAGCAGUUGAAGACAUAGUGAUUGUCGGUGCUGGCAUAGCAGGCCUCACUACAGCUUUAGGACUUCACAGGCGUGGCAUUAGAAGCUUGGUUCUGGAGUCGUCUGAUGGGUUGAGAGCCACCGGGUUCGCCUUUACAACAUGGACAAAUGCUUGGCGGGCCUUGGACGCGGUCGGGAUCGGCGAACCACUCCGUCCACAGCACUGCCAACUUUUUGGGUUGCAGACCACUUCCACAAUUUCUGGACUUUCUACAGCUGACAGAAAUUUUGAUGCCACUGAGACACAACGAGGCCAUGAAAUUCGUUGCGUGCAGAGGAGAACCUUGUUGGAAACUCUUGCGAAUGAGCUUCCUAGCGGCACUAUAAGGUAUUCGUCCAAGGUUGUGUCGAUCGAGGAAUCGGGCUACCUUAAGCUGGUCCAUCUUUCUGAUGGGUCAAUUCUCAAGGCGAAGGUGUUAAUUGGGUGUGAUGGAGUGAACUCCGCAGUGGCAACAUGGCUAGGCUUCAAAAAACCUGCUUUCGUUGGCCGAUCUGCCAUUAGGGGCUGUGUGUUUUACGAGCACGGUCAUGGUUUCGAGCCUAAAUUCUUCCAAUACUUUGGUGAAGGAGUUAGAUCUGGUGUCAUCCCUUGCGAUGACAAGUCUAUUUACUGGUUCUUCACUUUUUCUUCUUCCCGCAAGAAUGAAGAGAUGGAAGAGAGUCCGGCCAAGAUGAAGCAAUUUGUGCUGGGCAAGCUCGGAAAAAUACCCGACAACGUGAGAGCUGUUUUCGAGAAAACAGAACUGGAUAACAUUAUACUGUCACCGCUGAGAUUUCGACCCCCAUGGGAGAUUCUGUGGGGGAACAUAAGCAAAACUAAUGUCUGUGUAGCCGGAGACGCAUUCCACCCCAUGACGCCAGAUCUUGGCCAGGGAGGCUGUGCGGCUCUAGAAGAUGGCGUCGUCCUAGCAAGAUGCCUCGGUGAAACCUUGAGGGAGAAGCAAGGCAUGGGCAGUGAAGAAGAGUACAAGAGGAUUGAGAUGGGCUUGCAGAGUUAUGCCAAAGAGAGAAGACGGAGAGCAUUUGAGCUCAUAAGCACAGCUUACAUGGUGGGAUACAUCCAACAGAGCAAUGGCAGGGUAUUGAACUUCUUGAGGGACAGAGUGCUGCCCAGCUUCUUGGCCGGGCAGCUGCUGAAGAUGACGAGUUACGAUUGCGGGAAGCUGAGCGCUUCUUGAAUUACCCUAUUUGUUUACUUAUCAAUGUGUUUUGUGCGAGCAUUUAUAUGGGCCGUUCUCAUCAUACAUCAUAUACACAACACUAAUAAGGGAGAUAGGUAUGUUAAGUCGUGAUCGGUUUGCUUUGCCUCUCAAAUAUCAGAGAAAGGGUUCCUGUCUAUGCAGAGACAGGUUUGUGAAGUGAAGGACAAAAAGUCCCAUAAGGGCAUUUUUAUGUAUGAUUUCAGGAAUGUCAAGGAGGAGUCUUGUUCACAUAAAUAUCACCAUUUAUAACUCAA